UCGCUUGGAGGAAAAGGGAAGGAAGAGCACACGCUCGCUCCAGAUAGAAAAAGAUCAGCGCCGCGCUCUCCAUCUCCAGUCUCCUCUCCACUGCCCCGCCCCGUCUCGGUCUCACUCCGCGGCAACCUGCCAACAAAAUCUCCGGACCCCAAACAGCGGACGGAAUCCCAGUAGAGCCCUUCUCCCCUCCUCGUCCUCCGCCGCCCCCCUCUCCGCGCGCGCCACCAUGUCGUCGGCGUGGGCCGACGCGGCGCUGCUCCUCGCCUCCCCGUCCCCCUCCUGCUCCCCCCUCGCCAGGCCGCGCUACGGGCGCCUCCGCAAGGGCUUUCCUUGUACCACUCGUUCUAAAGCUGGAUUCCAAAUCAAUCAUUACCAAGCAAGGAGCUUAAAGGUUGAAGCAAAGAUGGAUUCUGGUGAUGGCGAGACACAACUCGCUCCAGUUAAAUUCGAAACCCCAAGUGGUCAACUUCUGGCGCAGAUACUGCAAUCGCAGCCUCACCUAAUCCCUGUAACAGUUGAUCAGCAACUUGAAAACCUGACAGCAGAGAAAAUUGCCCAAAAGGAAAAGGCAGCAAAAGUUCCCGAGGACCUCCUUUACAAGCGAAUUGCAGAAGUCAAAGAGAAGGAAAGGCAGAAUACCCUGGAAGAGAUCAUCUACUGCUGGAUUUUGUUCAAGUUCAUGGAAAAUGACAUACAAAUGACACCUGCAUUAUCAUCAUCAGGUGGCCCUGUACGCGAUGUCUCCUCGUUGCCUAACCAGGAGUAUAAGCUGCAAAGCAUACACUCUCAAGACGCUCUUGAGAUGAUACAGAACCAUCUCAACCUUAUCAUGGGGGAGCAGGCAGCGGCGCCACUAGAUACCGUUGUUGAGAUCAGCAACUUAAAUCUCGGGAAGCUCUACGCAGCAUCCAUCAUGUAUGGUUACUUCCUCAAGAGGGUGGACGAGCGAUUCCAACUCGAGAAAACCAUGAAGACACUCCCGCCAAGCCUCAACGAAAAACUAUUUACGGAGAGAGACAUUAAGCCUAAUCCAUUCAUGGACAUGGAGUCCCUGGUACGGAUGACGCCUGAUGGGGAGAUGGUUGAUGUGGAGGAGGACGAGGAAACGAACCCAAACAAGUUGAGGUCCUACGUUUCGCGGCUGGACGCCGAUACGUUGCAACGGUACGCUACCAUCAGGUCCAAGGAAUCGGUCUCGCUGAUAGAGAAGCAAACGCAGGCUCUGUUUGGGCGGCCGGAUAUCAAAGUGCUGGAUGAUGGCUCUGUUAAUGCUAAAGAUGGUAAAACCGUAACGCUUACGUUUACAGAGCUCACGCACCUUGUCCUGGAGGCGGCUGGUUUUGGGGCCUUUUUGUGGGAGGCUGAGAGCCAUGUAGAAUCCAAAUACCAUUUUGUUAACAGUUGAUUGUGCGUUUUGUUAAUCUGGAAAUGGGUUUCUGUGAAUUUGAUAGGGUAGGAUCCAGUCCAUCUCUGGUAUGCCUUUUCAGUGUAGCUGAUGCUCUUGCUCUUGUUUGCUCUCUAUCAGCAGCAGCCAAGGGGCACGAAUCAAACCAUCACUGUCCAUGGCUGAUGGCUCCAUGGCCCCUCAGUCACAGAUCAGAUUGUAAUUUAACAGAGGAAUGGAAAAUGUUUCUUCCUAUGAUA
Molecule: messenger RNA, 1644 nt
Organism: Aegilops tauschii subsp. strangulata
Lineage: Eukaryota; Viridiplantae; Streptophyta; Magnoliopsida; Poales; Poaceae
Product: UV-B-induced protein At3g17800, chloroplastic
Source: RefSeq, a predicted model, not a curated record